CCUCAUUUUUCUGAUUUCUCUUCUUCCUAUCUUUCUUUUCUCUUUUUCCUUUCAUCCCUUUCUAGUUUUUUUUUACUGUUUUCUUUCUUUCCUUCCUCUUCUUUCUCUUUCCUUUUAUUCUUCUUCCUCUUCUCUUUCCUCUCUUCCUUCUCUCCACCUCUUAUUGUUCUUCAUCUUUUCUUUCCUUUUGAUUUUUCUGUAUUUUGCCAUCUUUUUUAUUGCACUCUCCUUUUUAUUUUUCUUCCAUAAGUAUUUUAUGAAACUUUUUUUAAAAUUUUAUGUUGUUUUGGAGAUUGCUAUGUUAGCCAAGCAAAGCUGGCGUAUGAUGCAGGACAAGACCACUUUAUGCUAUCAAGUGCUCAAAGCUAAAUAUUUUCCUGAUGGUGAUAUAAUGGGAGCUAAUACGAGGACCAAUGCUUCAAUGCUUUGGCGAGGCGUUAUUGCUAGUCUCAGCAUUCUUAAAAUGGGCUCAACAUGGCGAAUAGGCAGUGGUUGGGAUGUCAAGAUUUGGAGGGAUAAUUGGUUACCCUCAGGAGCCAUUCCUCAGUCACAGAUGGCUCUUGUUCACCACAAUUUGGACGAUAGAGUCAGUGACUUAAUAGAUGAAGCCAAAGGAUGCUGGAAGGAAGUUGCAGUUAGGCACUCUUUAUGUGCCGAGGAUGCUGAGUUAAUUCUUCAUAUCCCCAUUAGUAGAAGUUGUUCUAUUGAUAGAUUAAUAUGGCUUGGCACAAAUAAUGGCAAAUUUACAAUUAAAUCGGCAUACAAAUAUGCAUGGCAGUUGAGCUUUGGUUCUGAGCAUCACAAUCAUGACCAAGUCUUACUACCAGUAUGGAAAGCAGUUUGGUUUUUAAAUGUUCCCCCUAAAAUCAAGCAUGUCUUGUGGAGAAUAAUCUGGGAGAUUUUGCCCUCCCAUGAUAUCCUGCUCUCGAAGGGUAUUGAUGUUGAACUAGGGUGUGUUGCAGAAACAGUUUGGACUCUGCCAUCGGAGGGUGUUGUUAAAAUUAAUGUUGAUGCUAGUAUUCCACGUCAAGCAGGCAUGGUCAGCCUUGGCGUCGUCCUUCGAGAUGGUAAUGGUAGAGUCCUGGGUGCAGGCAAAAAAACCAUGAGCUCUCAAGGUGGCAUCACCCAUGCAGAAAUCCUAACAAUCUGUUUUGGAGUUCAGUUGGGGAAAGAAUUUGGCUGCAGCAGUAUCAUUGUUGAAUCAAACAGUCUGAAUGCUGUGCAAGUGGUAGCUUCCUCAAAUGAGUGUUACCUAACAUAUGGGGCUCUCAUUGAAGAUCUUAAGGAACGUAUCAGAUUAUUUGGUUCCUGUUCUUUCAAAUAUAUACAUAGAAAUUUAAAUAAUAUCGCUCAUAGGAUAGCUAACUUGUCUCCCACUUUAUCACCGUGGGAAGGAGUUUGGGUGGACACCCUACCCUCAGCUAUAUGUACUGAUCCUACUCUUUAAGAAAUGACAGUUAUAUUUUCCAUCAAAAAAAUAUAUAUAUUACAUGAUAAAUUUAAUUAAAUAAU
Rubroshorea leprosula is the source of this 1512-nucleotide messenger RNA. The record is from the annotation of a GenBank genome assembly. Lineage: Eukaryota; Viridiplantae; Streptophyta; Magnoliopsida; Malvales; Dipterocarpaceae.